This is a messenger RNA of Xyrichtys novacula (pearly razorfish), 16041 nucleotides long. The record is from the annotation of a GenBank genome assembly. NCBI's taxonomy places the organism in Eukaryota, Metazoa, Chordata, Actinopteri, Labriformes, Labridae.
CUUUUUAAUAUGUCGAACUAACCCAGAGAUCUGUUAGCUAACGGCUAUCUCUGCUACAGAAACACGUCCGAACAGACGCGGUUUUCAGCAUUAACCUCCGUUUACUGAUGGGACUGAACUGCUCAGAUAAACUGGAAAAACAGAGCCGCUGAAUUCCUUUUAAGAAAAGAAAGGAGGGUGGAUUUUAUCGUCAGAUUAACAGGCUCUGUGGAGGAGAUCAGUGUCGGUGAGUUUAAACUUUAUACUUUUAAUGGCGAUAAUGGACGAACUUGUUUGAGCUCACAUAGAGGACUUUUGGCGGUCUUUUGUUGACUUAAAUCUUAAAAUUACCUCUUAUUUUGAGUUUUGACAGUAUCUAUGAUGUUAGUUUUCUACUCUUAACCGUGAAUCUGUGCUUAUUGGCUCUAAAUGCUCCGGAAAUUAAAUGUUGGUCGACUCGCUUAUAUUAAGGUGAUGUAGUGUUUAAGUGUGAUUCUGAUGGAUUCUUGUGCUGUUGUAUUGAUGAUAUUAUAAGGUGUAUUAAUUCAGGUAGGACAAAGUGGAACAGCACUGAAGGCCUCGGGUGUGAAAUGGUCCAAUUCCAUAUCUCGUUUAAAAAUAUAUUGAUGUAUUUCUUAUAUCAGUACAUCGCCCAGUCCUAACUGAACUCCACUCCUCCUGUUCUCAUGAAGGAUCAGAUCCACAAGUUUAAUUUCAGCAGGUUUAAUUAUCAUCUGCACUUUCCACAUAGAAGACCCCACAGCUCCCUGAUGCUUCUGACAGCAAUGCACUCUGGGACUUGUAGUGUUAACAGACCUGUCUCUGAGCGUGAAGGACGCACAUAAGUAGAUCUGCGUCCUGAUUCAGGAAUACUCACGAAUAAUAGGCCGGAUAGACAAAUCCAAUCAGGUUACAGAGGAGAGAGGCACCAUAUCCAUACACCAGGUAGAGUCCAGUCAGUGAGACGGCACCUGGACGGGAGACAGAGGAGACACCUUCUGUCAAACGAGGGGAGGAGAAGGAGGUGAGAGGACAGAGGAGGAGGAGACAGGAGACACUUCCUGUCCACACUCACAGAGAAAGACACUGUCACACAAACAUGCACAGAGAAAUCCUGAGGGUCACACACUCCAAAGUUUGUUACAGGAUGCUGCAAAAAUACAGAGGAGAGCUUCAAAUCAACCAAACCGCUCAGAGGAGGAGGAGGAGAGAGGAGAGAGGAAGAGGAGGAGUGGAGAGGAGGAGGUGUAUAUUAGUUUUCUAUUAUCAGACAGAAACUCUUAAGUGUUUCAAACUAGAAGACUUGAUAAUUUCAGCAGAUAUAAAAAAACAUGGACUCUCUAAUUUCUCAGAGUCUAAUGAAAUCCUCGUCUGUCAUCUCCUUGUAUUUUCCUGAUAGCUCAGUUUGUUCUUCCUCAAACAGGUUCAUUAUUUUCUUCUUUUCAAAAAACCUGAAAAUCCUCAAAUCAGUCAAACACCACAAACAAACCUUCAUAAAGUCAAGAAGCCUCUCCAUCAGCGGAGCGACAGACAGCUGCUCCACAGAACCGACUUAUCAAACAGACAAAACAACAAAAUAAUCAAUAAUGUCAAUAAGGGGGAGUUACCAAUGAUUGAUACAGGAUUUAUAAACUCUGAAUCUGCAGGUCAACCCUGAUCGCUCUCCUGUGAAACAAGCAGAAACCCCAGAGAGGGUCAGUGAACGCAGCACAGGUAUGGCCACAGCAGCACGCCGUGACAGAGACAGGAAGUGUUUUGAAAGCGUCCUACCUCUGAUCAGCUUACGUGGCCGUUCACUCAUGGAGCCGCUCUGCUCGCUCUGCUCGCUCUGAUAAUCUGCUUUAAGAGACGUGGCGGGGGACACUGAGCGCCAGGCACCGCCAGGCUGACAUCACGUCAGGGUUACUGAUCCUCUGUAUGAGCAGCAGCAGCAGCAGGAGGAGCAUGAAUAGACUCACUGAUUCAACAGCACAGAUUGACUGUCUUUAUUCAACUCUGGAGGAGCAGCAGUGACUCUACCAAACCAUCAGAAAGACCCCUCUGCUGCACCCCGGAGAAAACCUCAUACCUGUCUGAUUUAAAGUCCACGUCCCAACACGGUCAAAGAGAAACUCGGCACCAAACCAACUCUUUUGGUGGUCGAGUUUGUGACUUUUCCUCCUCAUGUUGCUCUAGACACUCUGUAAACACUCUGUAGAUGCCUGAAGACACUCUGUAGACGCUCUGCAAACGCUCUGUAGAUGCUCUGAAGACACUCUGUAGACGCUCUGCAAACGCUCUGUAGACGCUAUUGUUGCUCUGUAGACACUUGGUAGACACUGGACGCUCUUUAGACACUCUGUAAACACUCUGUAGUUGCUACCGUUGCUCUGUACACUAUUGUUGCUCUGUAGCUUUGUAGAUGUUCUGUAGCUGCUCUGUUGACACUCUGUAGACGCUUUGUAGACGCCCUUUAGACGCUCUGUAGCUGCUCUGUAGUUGCUACCGUUGCUCUGUACGCUAUUGUUGCUCUAUAGCUUUGUAGAUGCUCUGUAGACGCUCUGUAGCUGCUCUGUAGACCCUCUAUAGUUGCUGAAGUUUUCCAUGACACUCGUAUCCCUUUUUAAAUGUUUGUUGUUUCUCCGGAGUAGAGCAUCAUCUCCUCAUUCAGAUGUUACAUCAUGGCGUCUCUGAGGCAUCAGUGUCUGUCACCUUCAGCGUUGAACUUUAGGACUUCACAAAAAGCUUCACAGGUACCCCAGACUUUGACUCUGGGAUGAGCUGCUGGACUCUGUGCUGACAGGGACAGCAGCUUUAGCUCCACAGCUGGGUGGUCGAGGUGAAUCCUCAUUUCUCAGAGAAGAUCUGAGAUGUUGCCUCGUCUAAAUCAGCAGGUUCUCCGACAGCAGACAUGCCCCUGAAGGAGAGAGGUUAAGGGACGACGGACAUAAACUUUCCAUCAGUUUGUUCGUGCUGAGGUUUUAAAUAACUUAAGUGAGGUCUUCUCAGAUUCGACACAGACGGACUCUAAAACUCUCUGAUCUUAGAUUUUAACCGAUGAAAAACUCAAACCUCUUUUAUCUAGAAAAUUGAUCUUUUUUAGGUGCAGAUAGAGUUCCUCUUGUUCAUCAGUCGUCUCCUCUGACAUGAUUUGUUAAAGUCUAAAUCCACUGAAAUGAUCUGGCCUCAUCAGCCUGCAGGAUUUUCACAAUAAAAGCCUCCAGUAGAACCGUUCAUUGACUCUAAACCCAGAUACCUUUAGAAACAGUUUCUCCCUCAAAGCUGCAGACCUCUAUCGUUCUUGUUGACAAGAUUUGAAGCCCCGCCCCUUCUUGGUUGGGAUGAAUGGCGAAGUGACCCUCAUCCUGACACUGAUGCUCUUAGUCUUACCUUUUAAUUCAUGUGUUCACAGUCUUAAGGUCACCCUCUCUAUUGAGUCAGAAAAUGGACCAGUCGGCAAAAUCAACCCAAAGUGGGACAACGGAGGAAACUGGCGGCUCACAUGUGUCUGCAGUCUGUAUCACGCAGACUUCCUGCCUCACUGAGCGCUAAACCCGGUUUCUGUAGAUUUGACAAGUUCAGUCAGAAGAGCAGAAGAGCUGAACGUUGGACCAGCAGGUCUGCUGACCUGAAAGUUUACUGCUGAGGCUGAAAUACAAACAUCUCCACCACCAGACCUCCAUGUUCAGACCGAGACUCAAAGACUCUAACAUCAGCUGAUCAGGUGGAUCAACACCUGUGUGCAGCGUUCAGUCCAACUGAGUUUCUGAGGAAAAGCAUCAAAGAUGUUUGAAAAUCAAACGCUGACAGAACCAGUUUUAAGGAACAGGUUUAGGUGACCCGGAAAAGUCCAGAACAUGUCCAGGUCCGUGUCAGCAGCUGUUAACUGGGCCACUCCUAAAGUUCACAGGAGGAUUAACUGAAUCCUCUUCAGGUUCCCAUUGACAUGCACCAUGCAGGCACCAACAACACCAACCUCAAAUAAACCAACCGUAGAACCAUCCAGAACAUGUUCCUGAGGAACCAGGAGAGGAGGAGGAGGAGGAGGACAAACCUCACGUACCAAACGCAAUGAUCUUCUUCUUUAUCCCCGUUUUCUCCUCCAGCUUCCCCAGAAAGUCCGUCACCACGUUCUUCUCGUUCAGGAAGUUCUCCGCUUUGGUUUUGAUGGACGUGAAGAUGUCCAGCACCCCCAUGGCCCUCAGUCCGGUCCUCGAAUAACAGAAAAGACACGAGGAGAUGACCCGCAGUGGAGAGGCAAACAGAGCGGAGUGUAAUCCUCUGACAGAAACAAUCUGCUUUAAUGAGAGCAGGAGGGAGGAGGAGGAGGAGGGGGGAGGAGGCGCAGAAAUAAACCACAGAAGAAGAAGAAGAAGACGGGUCAGAACAAAGAAGACGCCAAAUUUAUCAGAAACGCUGAUCAGCAGGAAAAAAAGUUCUUUCAGAGGGUCAUCGUAGAACGACCUGGACCCAAAGAUUACGGGGAUUUUACUGGAUGUUUGCAGAGACCUGAUCAUAGGGUGUUGUUUACAGCAUGUUUCCAUGGGAACCAUCAGGUCAGCUCGGGGAGGGACUCCAUGUUUCAGAGCGCCUUUUAGCUGGACUGGGCGCCGAAUGAAGACAUUUGUCAGAUCGGUGUGUAGGUGAAGAAUCAGUCCCACUGACCUCUGAUGUAGACCGGCUCCUGGUCUGUUUGAGUCUGAAUGAAAACAUCAUCGAAAAACGAGCUGAUGGAUUCACGUGUUUCUACUGUCAGUGUUCACUAAACCAACAUGAUCUCAUAACCAGUGUGUCGCCCUCUGCUGGACAUUAGAGAAAGACUUAAAGGUGUUGUAGUCAGGAUCUGAGUUAGUUCCAGUUUUUAGGAGAAAUCUUGAAUGUAAACUCUACCCCUCCCAACCAGUUUUCCCCUCAGCUCCUCCCCUCCCUCUCUUAAGCCCCGCCCACAAACAGACGCUCCUGCUCGCUCGUAUCGUUCCAGUUAAAUUCAGAUAUAAUGCAGAUAAAUACUUCAGAUCAUUACAAAUGGGGCCCAGUCAAGGUGAAAGUCAAAAGCAUUGGUGCUACUGUAGAUACCAACAGACUACCAGCAAACACAAUGUUUGCAGGACUUCUACAACGAGGAUAAAGUGACAUAGUCCAGGACCCGAGGGAGGACAGUUUAGCGAUGGCGCUACAACACGCUACAGCAGGUCCGUUUGACAAGAAACACUUCUGUUACAGACACUUGUCUUACUUUGUUAAAGCGGUUUACCUGUCCAGCAGAAAGGUUACAGGGUCACCAAGAUCCCCAAGCGUCCCCCAUGGUUUAUGUUGACCCGGCUUUUUAGCUCUUGUCUGGUCUACCUCCGUUUUAAGCGCCCGUUAUUCCUCCAGAGUCUCCGGUAUUUACUUUGUUUUCUUGCUUGUGUCGGCAGUCGUGGCCAAAGGAGGAUUCAGACAAUUUUCCGAACUUUCUGGUUGGUUUCUACUGUCCGAUAUUGUAGCACGCUAACUUUGUUUGGGCUCCUGAACGACACGGGGGAGCAGCGUCUGCCUCACAACCAAUCAGGUUAGAGGAGGUGGAGAACGGCUUUGUUUACAGUCAGAAAGAGCGGACCGCUCAAAAAUGUUCAAAUGUUGACGACACAGACAUAAGAGAACACAGAGAUAUCAAUAUAUUACCAAAUGUCAUCAAUAACUAAUAACUAUUCACUGACAUAAAAAGAUUUUUUAUUUAAAAACCACAAAAUAAAAAGAUGCUUCUUUAACAGAUUCCUGUCUACUUCACCUUUAAGUCGGUUUUCUUCUUGUGGACCAGACUUCUUUCCUUAGACUAGAGAUCAGCUGGACUCUCUCAUAUGAACACUGAGUUCUUGUUGCUGAUGUGGAUCUGUGUGAGUCUGAGUGUGUUUGUUUUUUGCUGUCAUUCUUGGUCAGGACCCCCCCUGAAAAAGAGAUUGAUGAUCUCAACAGGACUAGUCUGGUUGCAUCAAAUCAAAAAGACACACAACCUGCCUCCUGUCUUUGUCCUCUACAGAAAACCUGAUCCAGCUGCAGGACUCACAUCUGGGACAUGUAAGACCACAUGGAUCCAUGACCCAGACGGAGCGGUAACAUGACAUCCAGCAGAAACAGACACAAUAAAGACAAACAGACGAGGUGAUUUCAGUGACUCAGUUUGAGGAUUUUUAUUGUUUUUUUACCCACAAUCUGAGCUGAGUCAGAAAUAUCCAAACAGUCGGACUAAUAAAUGUGAUUAUUAUUAUUAGAGUGAUUGAAAAGCUCAUAACAACAUGUAGAUCUGUCCAAAGUCUGAUUCUAGAUGUCUUUACAAACACACUGAUCCAACAGAAGCAGACAGAAAUAUCCAUCGAUCACAUGAACACAAAUAUUCAGCAAACAGAGAAAGAAACAGAUCAUCUAAAGAGUUUUUGGGGACGACUGGAAAGACUUUAGACGCUUGGAUUUGGGACAGGAAAUAAGGUCGUCCUUUUUCUGUGAUUUUGACCUCACUUUUUUCUAAAGUCUCAGACCUUCAACAUCUGCACCAACUGAAGGUGAUUUGAACAAACCAUCAUCUUGAUGUUGUUGAUAUCAAACUGGAUGAAGAUUUUUCAACAUGAGAAAUACAAACAAUCAAAGUUCUCCACAAUCACUGUCCUUAAAGCUGCGACCAAAUCAGCAUCUUUAGAAAAGAAUCAAAAAGCUGAAAUGAAGAACUAAACCCAGAGUUUUUGGUGAGACUGAUCCACAAACAUUUACAAACCAGAACAUUUCAAGAGUUCAAGGAUCUCAGUCCAUGAUUUUGGUCUGAUGGACUCAAAAUUCUCUUUAGUUCACUUCUAUAAACUCAGCAGAGUCUCCAGAAGACCAGCCAAACCCCAGUCCAGCAUGUAGAGGUUCAGUGAAUGUGGUCCGGACUCUGUGGAGGAGAGUCAUGGUUUCAGAGACGCUGUAGAAGGACAGAAUACCUGCUCUGUGAUCCAGGUACACUCCUACUCUGGAGGACCAAGGACCUGAGGCAGGAGUGAAGACUUUGUUGUGCAUACAUGUAUAACCACACAGUGAAUGGCCUAACCACCAAGAUUUCUCAUUUCCUCCAAAUAAACAAUCCUUUGAGUCUCCGUCUCUCCUGAUAGUCUUGUAUGCGACUGCUACACCAACCCAGUCCCCUCCCCAGUCCACCUCCCAGUAACAACGUCCAGUCAGACUCUCUCUACUCAGGACCUGAACAUAAUAAUGAGUGAAUCUGUCUGGAUGAUCAGGAUAAGACUGUAGUUGUUCUGUCCAUGUUGCUCUUCUGUUUCCAUCAGAUAAUAACAGUCGUCUGUUUACUGUGUUUGGAUCCAGUGUGAUUCUUUGUGAAUAUCUUAAGAAACCAGCUCUGGUCUUGGGUUCUGCUGGUCCUGGUGGUUCUAACAGUAAAACAUCCACUUCAGUCACGGCCUGUGAGACGUUUGUCCACGUCUCUGUCAGAAGAUCCUGGAGUUUCUCUCUGACCUCUGACACAGCUGCUGUCACCUCCUCAAAGUAUCUCUGAGGACGGAUGUUGAUUCUGGAUGAGUCUGCAGGUUGACCCGGUUCUGACAGUGAGGGGUAGCUGUGCAGAAACUGGUUGUGGUCCUCUGUGAGUGAGAGCUUCUGCAGAUCAGCGUCUUUCCUCUUCAGCUCAGUGAUCUCCUGCUCCAGCUUCUCCUGAAGGUCUUUGACUCGACUCACUUCACGUUCCUGCUGGGAUCUGACCUGCUGCUCCACCUCAGAGCGGCGUUUCUCCAUCAGACGGAUCAGCUGGCUGAAGAUCUCCUGGCUGUGCUCCACAGCUUUAUCAGCAGAGCCGUUGAUAGCCUCCACCUCCUGUUGGAGCAGCUUCACAUCUUCUUCUCUGUCCUGGAUUCUCUGCUGGAUGUUUUCUCGACUCUCCUCCAGAUCUUUCUGCCUCUCAGUCCUUUCUGCUGCAGCUGAGACUGUGUCGUGACCUUUGUGUUGGUCCAAACAGCAGAGAGAACAGAUGGACUUCUGAUCAGUGCGGCAGAAGAUCUUCAUCACCUCAUCAUGACGAGAGCAGAUGUUCUCCUGGAGCUUCUUGGAGGGCUCCACCAGCUUGUGUUUCUUAAAUGUAGGAGAUUCAAAAUGAGGCUGGAGGUGAAUCUGACAGUAAGAAACCAGACAUUGAAGACAGGACUUGACAGCUUUCCGUUUUCUCCCACUGCAGAAAUCACAGACCACAUCUUCAGGUCCAGCCUCAGAGGAACCAUCAGGAGCAGCUUGGAGUCCGCUCUUCUUCACUUCCUCCACUAAACCUGCUAACAUGGUGUUUUUCUUCAGGACAGGCCUCGGUAUGAAGGUCUCUCUGCACUGAGGACAGCUGUAGAUCAUCCUCUCAACCUCAGUAUCCCAGUAGGAUUGAAUACAGCUCAUGCAGAAGCUGUGUCCACAGGAAACAGUCACCGGAUCCUUCAGAAGAUCCAAACAGAUGGAACAAGAGAAAGACUCACGGUCCAGAUGAACUCCUUUCUGCGCCAUUUCAACACUCGCUGUCGACGACGACUGACUGAGUUUUAUUUCCUGAGAAGUGAAACUAGUCUGAGCUCUGAUCUCAACAACAUGUGAGUCAGCAGGAUCAAGUCAGCACACGGAGGUUACACCCAACCUGAGGUAGAUCUGAAGGGGAGGGAGCAAGGAAAGGAAGGGAACAAGGAAGUGAGAGUGCAGAGUGGAGUGAGCUAAGAGAGAUGAGGGAGGGAGGGGGGGAUCCAGUUUGUCUACAAUCCAGGAAGAGGAGCGUCUCUGUGAACUUUAGACUCUCAAACUCCAACAAGCAGAAGUUGUUAAAGCUGCAGCCGUCCUGAAGAUCAACUGAACCAACAUCAAGCCCCGCCCACAAACAGACGCUCCUGCUCGCUCGUAUCGUUCCAGUUAAAUUCAGAUAUAAUGCAGAUAAAUACUUCAGAUCAUUACAAAUGGGGCCCAGUCAAGGUGAAAGUCAAAAGCAUUGGUGCUACUGUAGAUGCCAACAGACUACCAGCAAACACAAUGUUUGCAGGACUUCUACAACGAGGAUAAAGUGACAUAGUCCAGGACCCGAGGGAGGACAGUUUAGCGAUGGCGCUACAACACGCUACAGCAGGUCCGUUUGACAAGAAACACUUCUGUUACAGACACUUGUCUUACUUUGUUAAAGCGGUUUACCUGUCCAGCAGAAAGGUUACAGGGUCACCAAGAUCCCCAAGCGUCCCCCAUCGUUUAUGUUGACCCGGCUUUUUAGCUCUUGUCCGGUCUACCUCCGUUUUAAGCGCCCGUUAUUCCUCCAGAGUCUCCGGUAUUUACUUUGUUUUCUUGCUUGUGUCGGCAGUCGUGGCCAAAGGAGGAUUCAGACAAUUUUCCGAACUUUCUGGUUGGUUUCUACUGUCCGAUAUUGUAGCACGCUAACUUUGUUUGGGCUCCUGAACGACACGGGGGAGCAGCGUCUGCCUCACAACCAAUCAGGUUAGAGGAGGUGGAGAACGGCUUUGUUUACAGUCAGAAAGAGAGGACCGCUCAAAAAUGUUCAAAUGUUGACGACACAGACAUAAGAGAACACAGAGAUAUCGAUAUAUUACCAAAUAAUCAAUAACUAAUAACUAUUGACUGAUAUUAGAAGAUUUUUUGUAUAAAAACCACAAAAUAAAAAGAUGCUUCUUUAACAGAUUCCUGUCUACUCCACCUUUAAACAGAAUAAAAUAUAAUUAAAUGAAAAAUUAAAACAGUCUUUUAAGAAGCUCCACCUUGAGAGGAAGAUAAAUCCUCCACUUGUGUCUCCAGUCAUUGUAGUGCUGAUCUCUGCAGCCUCUAGGGGGCGCUCACAGGUGAUCAGAAUGAGUGUUCCUGGUUAAAGCGGUGGAUGAGUCGUGGUUUGACAGAUUCCCUCGGCGCGUUGACAGGACGACAUGCAGAGCAGGAAUGCACGCUGCAGGCCGACACACGUCCCGGUCCGUCAGGUCUGCAGGUAUAAAACCUCAGACAGACUUCAGGUUCAGUCUGACUGAAACAAGAACCUGCUGAGAGGAGAUGAGAGGAUACCGAGCCAUCAAGUACACUUUAUUCAUCUCCUGCUACUUCUUCUGGGUGAGUCAGAACCGUCGGAGUCCAAAUCUUUCACUUAUUUGGAUCUCUUUCAGCACAUUCCUGAACUUGUUGCUGCACAGCUGUGAGAUUUUCCCUCUUCAGAGAUGAAAUCAGUCAGACUGGAGAGAAGAGGUGUGAGAAAACUGUUAAAGUUCUUCAUGUUCUCAGAGGAAACUCUAGGUUUAUGGAGGACAGGCUGAGUAAACACGUGUCCUGACAGUCAUCACACAGAUCUGCUGUCUGUCAGGGAGCAUGUGGACACCGCUCUGUAGAUCCUGGUUUAAUCUGGAUCAGUGGAAGUUCAAAUACCAGACUUCAACAGACAUCGUGUCUGAUCAUCACAGCUGGGAAGACCACAAUGAAGAGAAGCUUUUAAAAGGGAUAUUCUGGUGUAAAAUUAAUUUAGGGUCAAACCCACCGUAACACUGAGUUAGACCCCCCCCCCUCCAGAGAUGAAUGUUGUCGACCGCUUUCUUCUCUAGUUAUACCAACUUUAGUAACGACCACAGGAUAGAAAUACAGAGAGCCACGCCCCCAACCAAAACGCCACUCUAUAGCCACAAAUAAUGCUCAGAACAGCACCUAACUUCAUCAACAGGACAUAUAGGGUCACAGACAUAGUACUAGACACCAAACAUCUUUGUAACUUUGACUCAUUUCUUUAGCAAAGAGACUAAACACAACUCACCUACUCUCUUCCAGCAGACGCUUGUUUGUAGAGAGACCUCAGGCCAGUCCAUUACAGACUACAGCGGGGUGCCGCAGCUCAAGGAAGAACAUUUAUGAUCAUUUCUUCAUCAUUUCCUUGAAGUAAUAAUCAUCAUAUUAAUCAUUUUACAGACGCGGUAGUUCUUCUGCUUUAGCGUCUUAGGUUCGUGUGUUGACAUCUAUGUUCAAAAAACCAACCCAACGGUUCACUCUAGUUCGGCCGUAUCUAAGCGAGAAUCUGUGAAAUGACUCGGAGUUGAACUUCUUUUGCUUCUUUCUCCAACCUGGAUAAUGACAAACAUCCACCAUUGUGUCCUCAUUUGUCUUAGAUGUUUGGUUGUGACUGAUUUCUCUUCACCUUCCUUCUGAUAAACAAUCACGUUUGACUUCACGUAAAAUCUCACGUUCCUUUACGUGAGUUUCCUCUGCAAAUACGUAGUUAUAAAUGCAAGAACUCUGAUUGUAUUUCCAUGAAGAAAUGAUCAACCAAACUGGGACUGUAACCUCAGCUCAGCGCUCAUGAGCAAACAGCUGAGCUGAACCAGAACCUCAGACUGAAAGAAGUCCUCAUUUCUCAAGAGUCAGACCUGGAAUUUCAUCUUCUCACCUGUACCUGCAGAAACACGCUGCUGACACCCACACAGAUCUGCUGUGGUGAGGAACUCUGUUUGGUUUAGAUGGAUCAGGAAGAUAACGGCUUCAGGUCUGCACAGAGAAGGUCCAGGUUCACCUCUGAGACUGGGGAGGAAGGGGGACUGUUGGCUGACGAGAUUCACCUCACAGGUUCCCACAGACCGUCUACAGAGAAACUGAGACCCCCCACAGACUGACUGUUAACAGAGAAACUGAGACCCCCACAGACUGUUAACAGAGAAACUGAGACCCCCCACAGACUGACUGUUAACAGAGAAACUGAGACCCCCCACAGACUGACUGUUUACAGAGAAACUGAGACCCCCCACAGACUGACUGUUAACAGAGAAACUGAGACCCUCCACAGACUGACUGUUUACAAAGAAACUGAGACCCCCCACUGACGGACUGUUAACAGAGAAACUGAGACCCCCCACAGACUGACUGUUAACAGAGAAACUGAGACCCCCCCACAGACUGACUGUUUACAGAGAAACUGAGACCCCCCACAGACUGACUGUUUACAGAAAAACCGAGACCCCCCACAGACUGACUCUUAACAGAGAAACUGAGACCCCCCCCACUGACCGACUGUUAACAGAAAACAGGGUCUCAGAUAGAAACCCUGUAGUCCUAACUUCUGGACUUUGGGGGUCCUGACCCAAACCUGGUUCUGAUGAUAGCCGAGCUGUGGUUCCUGAUGACUUUUCCUUUUUUGACUCUGUAGGUGGUGAGCGCCCUCCUGAUCGCCGUGGGAACCUACGCCAAGAUCGCCAAAGAAAAAAGUGAGUUCAUUAAGAACACCCCCACCCCCCCGAUCUACAUGACUGAACUGUGAGGGUGUGGUGUUCAGCUUCAUAAGUGUGUGUGUGUGUGUGUGUGUGUGUGUGUCUAUACAAACAAUACUCUGAUGAUAACAUUCCUGAUAAUCAGACAAGUUUAAACUUUGACUGGGUGUGCUUACUCCGUGUGUGUGCGUGCGUGCGUGCGUGCGUGCGUGCGUGCGUGCGUGCGUGUGUGUGUGUGUGUGUGCGCUCAGAUGUGGUCGACACCCUGGCGGUUGAUCCCGCUCUCCUGUUGAUCGUGGUCGGCUCAGUGAUGUUCCUCAUCACCUUCCUCGGGUGUUUCGGAGCUCUGCGUAACAUCAUCUGCCUGCUGAAGACGGUACGAUCGAUCUCUACUCUGACUCUAGAUGGACCAAAACUCACAAAACAAACAUGAUCCUGAGUUACAGAGGAACUUAAUCCAGUAAUGGAGCUCGUAAACUCGUUAGGAAAAUGUUAAAAAUGAAGUAAGACUUUGUUCUCAGAGACUAGAUUGGAUUAACAGUCUAAGGAGUCGCCCCCUGCUGGACAGUAGAGGAUGAAGGUUCAACCCCCAAUUUCCACCACAUCCUGAACGUCUAUAAAAAGGUCAUAUCCGCCAAUCGAAAGUAAAGACACGGGUCAAAACCGUCUUGGAAAAGACAACUGGACUUACUUGAGACGUUUCACCUAAGACGAAACGUCUCAAGUAAGUCCAGAUGUCCUUUCAACGAAGAACUGGAAAUCAUAGAUGCUGCAUCCUCAGUUUUAAACAACAUCUCAAGGUUUACCCCGAUCUCCACCUUCAUCCUGAUCGUCUCCUAAAAGGUCGUAUCCUCCGAUCGUAGCUGAUCGUAACCAUUCAAGUUAACGUGUCAAUUUACACCGACUUCUUUCAAAACGGGCGGAGACGAACAAGUGAAAGGUUUUUAGACGUCAUUUCACCCCGAUGACACCAUGGAUGAGGAGAUGCUGAUUCUAGAAGUCUAGAAGUAGAUUUCCUCCUCUCGAUUGAACGUGAAUGCGGGUUCACAAACGGAUCCGGUAGGAAUUGGCGUACGGCGAAAAUCGCGGCUGUUCCGGAUGUGGUGAAAAUUGGGGGUCAGGCCUCCCCCUCUUAAUCUAAUAGAUGAAGCAGUCCCUUAAACAUGUCUAGUUAUUAACUCCUGCAGCCUGUAGAGGGCGCUCAAACCCCUGAGGACAGUCAGGAAGUGAAGUCGCUGUGAUCUUUGGUUUCGCUCCCGCUGAUUUUCUCUGUUUUCUCUGGAUGAAGUAACCGACUGAGUUUGUUCCUGCAGUUCCUGGUGAUCCUGACAGCGAUUCUCCUCCUGCAGAUCGCUGCUGGAGUCGUAGGAUACCUCUUCACCGACAUGGUAACUACGACACACGACCAACAUCUGACCCUGAUCUUUAAUCAUUAGAGUCUGAGUGUUGGAGAAGACCAACGUUCAGACAGGAGUUCAUGUUCUCCUCAGACCACCAACCACUGGAGCUGGAGGUCUUUGUGGAGGACUGAGCUCUCCUGCCUUUGCUCUCCAUACAGACUGUUUUCCUGCUGGUUCCUGAUUGGUUGACAACACUUGGAAUAACUGAAACCAUUAUGUCUUUAUGUGCAGGUGAUGGAGAGGACCGAGAAGCUGAUGAUGAGAGCUGUGGUCCGCUACAGAGAGGACCCAGACCUGGAGAACGCCAUCGACUUUGUCCAGAAGAAGGUGAAGAAGAAGAAGAAGAAGAACAGGAUGAUGACUGACAGAGUGGGUUUGAUCCUUCUUACCGAUGAGCUCUGUGUUACAGUUUCAGUGCUGCGGGGUGGAGAGUUAUAAAGACUGGUCCCAAAAUGUCUACUUUGAGUGUUCGGACACCAACCCCAGUCUGGAGGCCUGUGGGGUCCCGUUCUCCUGCUGCGUGGGUCUGCAGAACCAGGUCUGUGAAAGCAUGUGUGUGUGGUUCCUGACAGGUGUGUGAGAUUAAAUCAACAACUUUAGAUGAUGGAGGAGGAGUUUCUCUGAUGUUCAUCGACUCUCCUCUUCAGAGUCUAAAGGCUCACCGGCGCUCUCUGGUGGUCGUAGAGUUUAUCACAGCCUGCAGGACUCCAUCUGAUGGCAGAGGUCGAUCUCAGGGACUGAUCAAGUUUACAUUUACAGAGUUCGGUAUUUCCAGAACCAAAAACUGAACAACAGAUAAAGACCCUUUAAAAUUCAUGUUUUAUUUUGUUGACAGACUAGAGUCAGAAGAGGAGGAGGAGGAGGAGGGGACUUUGUUUAUCUCUUUUUAUCGCUCUGUAAAUGAGAAAAUACUCUCAACACCCUGAAAAACUCAAAUAUCUCCAUGUGUGUUUUUUUCCCAUAACCUUAAAACGAUCAUUACUCUUCUGUAGAUCAGGAAUACUGGCGCCUCAUACAUGUUUGGACCCUGUGAUCCUACGAUCAGAUGUUCUUUUAUACAGACGCAGGUUUUUUAUCUACCUCACUGACAUGUUCGGACAUGCUGGCCGCAGUCUUCCUCAGAGCGUCACAUGACGGUCAGAGUAAAGAAAAGACACAACAAGAAAACAGAAGACCACUGCGAGUGAGAGAACCGAGUCAUCCGCACCGAAGAGAAUAAACUUCAGCGCUGGAUCAGGGAUGAGGGGGCGUAUAUGCUGUCCCACACCUGGAGUGGGCUGCUGAAGGCGAGACCGACCUGUCAAACUGACGGGAAGGUCACGCCUUCAGAAACAUCAGCUGUUGAUUGUGUUUUUCAGCCUGUUGUUUUUAGGACGGACAGAGAGAGGAGAUAAACUCACCUGUGAUCCUCCCUGCAGACGGUGCUGAACACCAUGUGUGGGUACGGGGUCCAUCUGCUGGAGGAGAGCUCGGCUGCUGAGGAGGUGUUCACCAUCGGCUGUUCGGACAAAAUCGUCUGGUGGGCGAAGAAUAACCUGCUGCUGGUGGCCGGUCUGACCGCUGGUCUGCUGCUGCUGGAGGUAAACCAGGUCACAGCUGCUCCACUCCAGGAUGUAAAAUAACCUCAGAGCGAUUUCUCACCUGUGGGUUUCCCUCCUACAGGUGGUGAUGAUCGGUUUGGCUGCAGCUCAGAUCUCCAGGAUUAAAAAAGUCCAGCUAGAGAGGAAAGAAUACGAAUACAGGAGCAGGUCCGAGAGGAAGGAGAGCAACUGGUAUCCUGCUUUUGCAGAUUUUGACAAUUAGUGAAGUCUGCGUCUGUACAGAGAAACGUGGAGCUGAGGGUGAGGAGACAUCAGGGUAAGAUCAGGGAAAAGCAGCUGAGACAGAGAGAGACACGCUCUGCUCACACUGUGAAUCAUUAUCUUCAGGUUUUAGUCAAACGAUGAAUGUCUCAUCACAGUCUGUGGACAGGUUCGCUGUUGUCCGUCAAACUACCUCAUGAAAUCGUCUGAAAACGUGUAAGUGAAAGUUUUCCCAUCAUGAGCACUGACCAUGUUGAACGUUUACACCGUGGUGAACCGUCUGUUCUUCUUUAUUCUGUCAGAACUUUAUUUUUAUUAUUAAAACUCCUUUUCAUGUUUAUUCCAUGGUUGGAGAAUCCUCCAUGUUGUGUCUCAGUGAAUUUACGUCACAUACAGUUAAACGUGUACAGUUACUCUGUCCAGAAUAAAACAUGGUUGUUGUUUUUUUUUAAUGGUCCAUUUCACUUUAUUUCUUCAGAAUUUCUCAAACUGUCUUGAAAAUGUCCUGAUCAAUAACCUAAUGUUCUUAUUUUAACAGUGAUCUCUGAUGAAGAGUUCACAGAUACUGUAAACACCUUUCAGGACGUCAUCCACUAUAAUGUGACUUUGAUGGUUUUUAUGAACCAGUCCUGCAGCUUAUUAAAUAAAUGUUCACCAUAGAAAUCA